AUGGCUAAACGAACGAGCUCCAUUUCCUUGAGGAGCCCGCGACACUCUGCAAGCCGUGAAUCGCCAUCGGCGUCAUCGACGUUUGCAUCAGCUAUCCUGGGUCCAGAAUCAGAGGACUGGGUCAAACACUGGUCCAGUGUCAAUGCAAGAGAUCUUAUCGAUUCCCGCAUCGUCGCUGUGGAGGCAGACAUCUCCGUCGAAGGCGCCUGUGAUGCAAAAAAUAUUCCCUGUCUUGCUGUCAAAGCCCUCCCCGGCACCACGACUUGCCCGUUCGCUGGUCUCUUCGACUUCUCAGACGUUAACGCGUUCUUGACGUUGGCCGCAACUCGGCAUACCAUUCCCCCACAUGAAUUGAAAGCAAAUGGAAGCGCUGACCAAAUCAUGUCCGCCGCUCGUUCAGGCCACGUUCCCGUUCACCUUGUUAGCAACCUGUCCGAGAAGAACUUUUUGGAGACAGCACCCCACGAUGCUUCGGUCGUGUCCCUGUUAGCCGUGUUCGCACGCGGCGCGCACCGAGUACUUGUUCAUUCUCCUCCGCCCUUCCAACGACUUCCUUGGAAUGGUGUCCGACAGGGGUCUUCUAUCGUGGUUCUUCGCGUACUCGACGCUAUGCGCCUCAUGAGCGAGCAAGGCGUCAGCAGCAUUGCUGUAAUCGAUGAGGAGCACGGUUCGUUACUGAGCGCUGUAAGUGUGACGGAUAUCGGAAAGAUGGUGGUUCCGUCGGAAAGCAACCAAAUUUUAUCGGCGCCGCUCCACCGGUUCAUUGCUCAAAUCAAGGCGCCGGACGGUUCUAUCGACGGCAUCGAUAAAUAUCCUAGUGAGCGACGUCCCAUAACGGCAUUUAAUUUAGGUUUGUUGACCGGAAACCCAGUAUAUCUCGUGUUCCCAACAAACAAAUUAUUGUUUGCACUUCAGAAACUGUUGGCUACCAAUGCACACCGCCUUUUCGUGACUGACAACGACUACCUACCUCCGGCUGCCUAUCCUUUAUCUAGUACGGGCAGCCUAUGUGGAAUUGUUUCCAUUGUUGACAUCCUUUCACUGUUCGCCAUAAUUGCUAAUGUACCAGACGUGGACCCUACGAAACGCAUGCGGCAACGUCGUGCUUCGUCUUCAUCCUCGCAAUCCUCACGUUCCGGGCUAAUAUCCCACGAUUUCACCCGUUCGCGUUCUAACAGCCGUGCGAGUUUACGGCUAAGCGCAAGCCCCAGGAUUAGUAGCGACAAGCGGGGAUACUCGUAA
Messenger RNA from Pisolithus orientalis, 1242 nucleotides. RefSeq lists its product as uncharacterized. The record is from RefSeq and is a predicted model, not a curated record. The coding region runs from base 1 to 1242 and encodes 413 amino acids. Gene Ontology annotation, molecular function: protein serine/threonine phosphatase inhibitor activity. Lineage: Eukaryota; Fungi; Basidiomycota; Agaricomycetes; Boletales; Pisolithaceae. The transcript is spliced from 11 exons.